GGAAACGCUCUUAAUACGGAAGCUCGCUAGGAUAACAGGAGCCGAAACGCGAAGGGGGUUGGAGCAGCAGGAGGCCGUAGCUGGACGAUGACUGACGUGGAAAGUGUCAGAGACAGGAUGAGUCUGGACAAAGCCAAGCUGUGUGACUCCCUGCUAACCUGGCUGCAGACAUUUCAGGUCCCAUCAUGCAACAGCAAGCAAGACCUCACGAGCGGAGUGGCCAUUGCACACGUGCUGCACAGAAUAGACCCCUCUUGGUUUAAUGAGACAUGGCUGGGCAGGAUCAAGGAGGAGAGCGAGGCCAACUGGCGCCUCAAGGUCAGCAACUUGAAAAAGAUACUGAAGAGCAUGCUGGAGUAUUAUCACGAUGUGCUGGGUCAUCAGGUGUCAGAUGAGCACCUGCCAGACGUGAACCUUAUAGGAGAGAUGAACGACGUGACUGAGCUGGGGAAGCUGGUACAGCUGGUGCUGGGCUGUGCUGUUAGCUGUGAGAAGAAACAAGAGCAAAUCCAGCAGAUAAUGACACUUGAGGAAUCUGUCCAGCACGUUGUGAUGACAGCCAUUCAGGAGCUUUUAUCAAAAGAGCCCUCAUCUGAACCUGGAAGUCCUGAGACCUACGGGGACUUUGACUACCAGUCAAGAAAGUAUUACUUUAUCAGUGAGGAGGCUGACGAGAAGGAGGAUCUAAAUCAGCGCUGUCGAGACCUGGAGCAUCAGUUGUCGCUGGCUCUGGAUGAGAAGUCGUCCCUGCAGGCAGAGACCCGCUCCCUGAAAGAGAAGCUGAGUCGCUUCAACGGUCUGGACGCCUCCACCACUGCCAUCACGGGCAAGAAGCUGCUGCUGCUGCAGAGUCAGAUGGAGCAGCUGCAGGAGGAGAACUACAGAUUGGAGAACAGCAGAGACGACAUGCGUGUGCGUGGAGAGAUCCUGGAGCGAGAGGUGACGGAGCUGCAGCAGCGUAACGAGGAGCUGACCAGCCUGGCUCAGGAGGCCCAGAACCUAAAAGACGAGAUGGACAUCCUCAGGCACUCGUCUGACCGGGUGAACCAGCUCGAAGCUCUAGUGGAGACGUACAAGAGGAAGCUGGAGGACCUGGGAGACCUGCGCAGACAGGUGCGCCUCCUGGAGGAGCGCAACACUGUGUACAUGCAGCGCACCUGCGAGCUGGAGGAGGAGCUGCGCAGGGCCAAUGCUGUUCGCAGCCAGCUGGACACCUACAAGAGACAGGCACACGAGCUUCACACCAAGCACUCAGCCGAGGCCAUGAAAGCAGAGAAAUGGCAGUUUGAGUACAAGAACCUUCACGACAAAUACGACGCCCUGCUAAAAGAGAAAGAACGUCUGAUCUCUGAGAGAGAUACACUCCGGGAGACAAACGACGAGCUCAGGUGUGCACAAGUCCAGCAGAGGUCUCUCAGUGGAGCCGGAGGUUUGUGUGACACUGAUGUCACAGUAGGAAACCUGGCUGCAGAGAUCAUGCCUACAGAGCUCAGGGAGACGGUGGUGCGUCUGCAAAGCGAAAACAAGAUGCUGUGCGUCCAGGAGGAGGCCUACAGGCAGAAGCUGGUGGAGGUGCAGGCGGAGCUGGAGGAGGCUCAGCGCAGCAAGAACGCCCUGGAGACUCAGAACAGGUUAAACGAGCAGCAGAUCUCGGAGCUGCGAGCUCAGGUGGAGGAGCUUCAGAAAGCUCUGCAGGAGCAGGACAGCAAGACUGAAGAUGCCAUCUCGUCUUUACUGAAGAAAAAGCUCGAGGAGCAUCUAGAGAAGCUCCAUGAAGCUCACUCAGACCUCCAAAAGAAAAGAGAAGUAAUCGAUGACCUGGAGCCCAAAGCAGACAGCAACAUGGCAAAGAAGAUAGAUGAACUCCAGGAGAUCCUGCGCAAGAAGGACGAGGACAUGAAGCAGAUGGAGGAGCGAUACAAGCGCUACGUGGAGAAGGCGAGAACGGUGAUCAAAACCCUGGAUCCUAAGCAGCAGCCGGUGACUGUGUUUCCUGACGUUCAGGCUCUGAAGAACCAACUGACAGAGAAGGAGAGAAAAAUCCAACAUCUGGAGCAUGACUAUGAGAAGAGCAGAGCCAGACACGACCAGGAGGAGAAACUCAUCAUUAGUGCCUGGUACAACAUGGGGAUGGUGUUGCAUCAAAAGGUAUCCGGGGAGCGUCUUGGCCCCCCCAACCAGGCCAUGUCCUUCCUGGCCCAGCAGAGACAGUCGACCAACGCCAGGCGAGGCCUCAUACGACACCAGCCCAGAUAAAAACGAAGAAAACCACAAAACUGAACCCCCUGCACCUUUUUGCCUUUUAUACCUCCACUGGAUCGCUGCACCAUAGAGCAAUCCUCAUGCUGCUACUGCCCCCUGCUGGCUCUUAACGGUACAAGAACAUCCUGAAGAGGAGAGACACUACUGCGUUUGACUCUUUUAUCAGAGGAACAGGAGCUGAUGGAGGAGACGGAGGGCCUGAGAAGAGGCCCACUCACCUUUUAAGGUGACUUUUAUUUCCUUUUGGACUCUCUCUGUUUCUUUUAAACAUUUUUUAAUCUUUUUUGUUGAACUCUUAAGAUGAAAUGUGAACUAGGUUAGUCAGGCUGCAGUUAGAGGAGCUUUAGGGGCAUCGUAAUGAAUUUUGCAAAGGCUGGAGAAGCUUUAAAGUCACAGAGGAGUGAAAUCAGACAAUCUCAGUCAGCCAUUAGUACAUCUCAUUGGUUUUUGUUCAUUUGUCUGAACUUUAUCUUUGCUUUUUUUUGUCGCCUUUUUGUGUUUUGAGGUGAGUUUGACUUAUUGAGGGACUUGGUUAAGGUAUAAAAACCAUGAGGGUGUGUUAAUAGCUUUUCCCCUCUUUUAUACUCACUGAAAUAAUUUCUCUGAACUUAAAAUUAUUUAAUAACGGGUAAGAAGCUUCACUUGAAACACCAAAGCACUUUCCUAGAGGGUGGAUUAUUCAGUGCCUCAUAGAAGGAAGAAAAACCCUCUUUGGAUGAGAGUAAAUGCUCAUUUAAACCCUUUAGUCUCCUCUAACAUGAACAUAUUUACCCUAAAUAAUCCUUAUUUUUAUUCCUCUCUUGAUUUCCUUUAAAUUUCCUUAUUUGAUUGUUAGAAAUUAGACUUCCUUCGCUUUUCCCAAAGAUAAAAACAGGGUGUCGGUUCUGGGUUAAUUGCACUCAUCACUUUAAGCUCCAAAAAUAUCUUUUAAAGGCAUAUGAUUAGUGAAAUUUAAACCCUCGUAGUUUAUCACGAAGACUGGAAAUCAAAUGCACCGAUAUGAUGAAGGCUGAUAAAAACACUAAGAAUAUUGGAUCAGCUGACCACUGUUUACCGCUGCUAGAUUGUUUUUGUUGACUGAUGUGGAAGGAAAUUCACUCAUUAAGCUGGAAUCGUGAGGUGAGCCUGUUGUAAAACGGUGCACAUACCAACACUACAUCUGCCUUUAUUUAAAAUUAAUUCUUUUUUAAUGCUCAGCAGACGUAGUCGUUAAAAGUCUCAUAUCAGAGCUGCUGUUUGUGACUUGUCCUCUCUCCCUGUGAGCGUUGGUGCUGUUUUCUACAAACCACAGUCCUGCUGUCGUGUGCCGGCGUUUUUCUACUUCUGUUCAUUAUUUUUUGAGUUUGUAUUUAUGGUGUGAGUCACUUUCUUUUCUGCACAUUUGCAUGGUUUGAGGGGUUAAUUUUUCAGUAGUUUGAAUCAUAUUUAAUGGUUUUGUAGAUGAUAGCACAGCGUACGUAGCACAGGGAUUUGAGGCAAGGUCAAGGUUUGUAGUCCAGUCUGUUCAACUUUUGCACUACAAAUAAAUUCAAUCUUAAGAUAAAAA
Cheilinus undulatus (humphead wrasse) is the source of this 3808-nucleotide messenger RNA. It is a transcript of the gene hook2, whose product is annotated as hook microtubule-tethering protein 2. Gene Ontology annotation, biological process: cytoskeleton-dependent intracellular transport; cytoplasmic microtubule organization. The transcript is spliced from 24 exons. Gene Ontology annotation, molecular function: dynein light intermediate chain binding; microtubule binding. The record is from RefSeq and is a predicted model, not a curated record. Gene Ontology annotation, cellular component: cytoplasm; centrosome. The coding region runs from base 88 to 2256 and encodes 722 amino acids. NCBI's taxonomy places the organism in Eukaryota, Metazoa, Chordata, Actinopteri, Labriformes, Labridae.